Messenger RNA from Zophobas morio, 1600 nucleotides. It is a transcript of the gene UQCR-C1, whose product is annotated as mitochondrial-processing peptidase subunit beta. Lineage: Eukaryota; Metazoa; Arthropoda; Insecta; Coleoptera; Tenebrionidae. The transcript has 6 exons. The coding region runs from base 44 to 1477 and encodes 477 amino acids. The record is from RefSeq and is a predicted model, not a curated record. Gene Ontology annotation, cellular component: mitochondrion. Gene Ontology annotation, molecular function: metal ion binding; metalloendopeptidase activity.
CAAUUUCUUCCCAAUGCAAAAUUGACAGUUCACCGGAUUAAACAUGGCGUCCAUCCUCAAAUUGUCCAAAUCCGUGGCAAAAUUAUCAAAAAAUGGAAACAUAAUACAGGCUACUAAAACUUUACGAAACGCAUCAACUGCUGCCGAACAGAAGCAUGUUGUGCUGAAUGUACCUCCUACAAAUGUUACCACAUUAGAUUCAGGUAUUAGGGUAGCUACCGAAGAUUGGGGCUCACAUACUGCCACGGUCGGGAUUUGGAUUGACGCAGGCAGUCGGUAUGAGAACGCGAAGAAUAAUGGAGUUGCCCACUUCAUGGAACAUAUGGCUUUUAAGGGGACAGGCAAAAGAAACCAAACCCAACUCGAGAUCGAAAUCGAAGACAUGGGCGCCCAACUCAACGCCUACACCAGCCGGGAGCAAACAGUCUACUAUUCCAAAUGCCUCUCCAAAGACGUACCCAAAGCCAUCGAAAUCCUGGGCGACAUCGUCCAAAACGCCAAACUCGGCGAGGCCGAGAUCGAACGCGAACGCAGCGUCAUCCUCCGCGAGAUGCAAGAAGUGGAAUCCAACCUCCAGGAAGUCGUCUUCGACCAUUUGCACGCCAUCGCCUACCAAGGCACACCGUUGGCCAACACCAUCCUUGGACCUACAGCCAACAUUCGUUCCAUUAACGCCAACGACUUGAGGUGCUACCUCGAUAACCACUACAAAGCCUGUCGAAUCGUCGUCGCGGGAGCCGGAGGGGUCAACCACGACGAGUUGGUCAAGUUGUGCCAGCAGCACUUGGGGAAACUGAACAACACCUACCCGGAUGAGAUCCCGAUUUUGGCUCCGUGCAGGUUCACGGGUUCCGAAAUUCGUGUCCGGGAUGACUCGCUUCCGUUGGCUCAUAUCGCGAUAGCUGUGGAAGGUGCGGGAUGGACGGACCCAGAUACCUUGACUUUGAUGGUAGCGUCGACUUUGUUGGGUGCGUGGGAUAGGUCCCAGGCUUCGGCGAAGCAGAAUGCCACUACUUUGGCUAGAGCUAGUGCGGAGGGUGAACUCUGCCACUCGUACCAAAGCUUCAACACCUGCUACAAGGACACUGGUCUCUGGGGCAUUUACUUCGUCUCUGACCCCCUGAAGAUCGAAGAUAUGGUCUACAACAUCCAGGAAGAACUGAUGAGGUUGGCAACCAGCGUGACGGAAGGCGAAGUAGAGCGGGCCAAGGCUCUCUUGACAGCAAAUACUCUUCUGCAAUUGGACACUUCUACCGCGGUUUGCGAAGAUAUCGGACGGCAGUUGUUGUGUUAUGGAAGGAGGUUGCCUCCUCAUGAGUUGAGUCAUAGAAUUAACUCAAUAACUGCCCAGAACGUCAGAGAUGUGUGCUACAAGUACAUUUAUGAUAGAUGUCCAGCGGUUGCAGCAGUAGGACCUGUGGAACAAUUGCCCGAUUACAAUAGGAUUCGCAGCUCCAUGUACUGGUUGCGUGUCUAAAUUUAUUUAUCAUCUAAAUUAAUUCAGAUAGUAAGUAUUGUUCACGAGAAAAAUUGAAAUGUAAAUAAGUGUCAAGAAGAUUUCGUUCCGUUUUUGUUAAUUUAAUAAAUGUUCACAACCUGA